Molecule: messenger RNA, 1030 nt
Organism: Bombyx mandarina (wild silkworm)
Lineage: Eukaryota; Metazoa; Arthropoda; Insecta; Lepidoptera; Bombycidae
Product: lysM and putative peptidoglycan-binding domain-containing protein 3
Source: RefSeq, a predicted model, not a curated record
ACAUUGAUAUUCCGUCAAAAUAGUUGAAAUAGCAGCUGUUCACAGGAUAAUCCCUUUGAUUUAUAAAUGAAAUUAAAAUAAAUUUAACACGUUUUAGAUGUUUAAAUCGAUGUGCAUUCAAUAAUAUUUGGGGUCAUGUUAGACAUUGUCAGUAAAAGUACCGUUUUUCACCAUGAAACAAAGAACUCGCGUCAUGCAUAGUGGAGACGAUUUAAUAUCGUAUGACGUGAUGAACAAUAAAAAAAACGACGACAACGGCCGCAGUGACAUACAAUUAUACAAAAUUAAGCCACAAGAACAUUUUAUUGAGGCGCAAGUUCAGGAAGGAGAUACGCUACAAGCAAUUGCCCUGAGGUUUUACUGUUCCAUUGCAGAAUUGAAAAGAAUCAACCAAAUCCACAAAGACAACGAGAUUUUUGCAAGGAGAACAAUUAAAGUCCCGGUUACACCUUACUCUGUCUUAACAGAGUUAAUACCAUCAGAGCAACCAGAGCCGACACCUUCAACCUCGAAACAAACGCCAAAAUCGAUACAACAACUCUUACAAAGCAAUGGCAUACCGCAGUUACAUCAAAGCAGUUCACCGCAAAAAGAGGAGAAAGACUAUGCCAUUGACUGCAAUGCUGUUAUUAUGAACAGCACUUUAGCGUCUUCUGUUUCUCCUUAUUCGGACGUAGAACCAGCAGAACAAGUCACAGAGGACACGCAAUUGUUGCCAAACAAAGAAAAGAUUCCCGUAGAAGCUAUAGUUGUGAAAGAAUUGACAUCACAUGGUGCUGAUUUUGGACUGAAAUGGUUUCAUUUAGUAUGCUUCAUGCUAUUACUAGUUGUGGUGAUACCAAUAGUGUAUAUAUUGUUUUAUUUAGACCAGGAACACGAUGAAAUGGAUGACCUACCACCCUUGCAUAGUACUUGAUGACUGAAUGUCUUGUGAUCUAGCUGAGAAGCUUUAAGGUGUGAUAUAUCAUUUUUACCACAGUACAUUGUAUAAAUUAAAAAUUUUAAUAAAUUUUAUAACCUAAGUCCUAUA